Molecule: messenger RNA, 1679 nt
Organism: Delphinapterus leucas (beluga whale)
Lineage: Eukaryota; Metazoa; Chordata; Mammalia; Artiodactyla; Monodontidae
Source: RefSeq, a predicted model, not a curated record
GGGAUCUAGCUCCACCACCAGGGAUCGAACCCGGGCCCCCUGCACUGGAAGCACGGAGUCUUAGCCACUGGACUGCCAGGGAAGACCUCACAUGGGAUUAUAAUUGAUUUCUAUCUGCCUCCUCACUAAUCUGGACGUUCUCUGAGGGCAGGGACCUGUUCUUAUUCACAUCUGUACCCAAGAGCUUAGCAUCCCUCCCAGCGCACUCACUCAUUCUGUUAGGCUCACCACUGGCUGACCUGGUUCCGUGAAAGAAUUCCAUGUGGCAACGUGAGCUGACUUCACACUGGUGGUUCCCAGUCAGAACGCAAACAUUCUGUAGUGAGAAGAGCUCCUUAGUUCCUCAGAGAAAUAUAGGACAGAUGCUAGCCUACAACUAAAUACUUCCUUUCACCCAUACGAUAACAAACUAGCAGUUUUGGAACGAUGGACAAGGUUCAAAGUUCUUUUGCCAUUUUAUUUUUGUUUUUAAUGGAAUUCCCACUUCAUUUGUGCUUGCCUUAUGCAGGUGAGUUCAAACCAGCUGGACAAACAACAUGCUUAAUGGGUAGCUUCAAGCAUGAUUUAACUUGUUUUAGAGGAAAUUUUAUGAGAACUUUUUUUCCAUUUUUAGCACUGAUUCCUCAUAGACCUGCUAUUGUUCAAGUAAUUACAAUUGUGUGUAUAGCCUUCAGUAUUGCCCUGAUAUGUGGGAUCACUAUUUCCUACAUGAUAUAUCGACUGGUACAGGCUGAGGAAAAACAACAACUUGCGUCACUCUAUAAAAAUGUCAAGAUACCAUUAUUAGGAGAUGAAGAGGAGGGCUCUGAGGAUGAGGGCCAGGAUGAGUCCACGCACCUCCUUCCAGAGAGUGAGAAGGAACUGGAAAAGUUCAUUCAUUCAGUCAUUAGAUCAAAAAGAAGAAAACAUAUGGAAAAGAAGAGAUUGAACACAGAGCAAAAGUUGGUAAAGGAAGUGGAAAUAAAGGAUGCUAUACAUACUGCAAAUCCGGAGCGUCUGUGAAAAGAAAUGAAAGAGAGGCAGGACAUGCUAGCCAGUGUGGAGGAAACAGUGACAGAUGACAGAAUGUGAACAUGACUUGCUCCUGGAGAACCUUGUGCAAGAGCACUCUAAAGGAAGAACACCAGACGUAAAAACAGGAAAUAAAUUCAUAUGAUAUAGCAAUCUUGCUUCCUAGUUCUUAGAGUUUAUGAAUAAAUACAACGUAAUUGGAAAAGGAAAAAAUCCAACUUCGUAAGUGUGAAAGAGAAAUUGUCAGGAUUUUCUUUUCUCACUCCUAACCAGUAGUUUCUUCGGGUAAGUCUCUCAGACCAGGUGAGGAAACCACUUUCAUGAAACAAAGCUUCCCCAGUGACAUUAUCUGUUAAUUCCAGUAGCUUGCUUCCAUUUUACAUAUAACAAGACUGAGAAUGUCAAAAUGAAUAUGACAGCAGACAGUAACCUUUGUUUUUAGGGAUCUGGGACCUGGUGCAGGAAAUAGGUCUGCAGGCAAAGAGCUAUAAAGCAUUGCCAGAUGUACUGAGUGCUGUAAACUGGGAGUCACCGAGAGAGCUGUGGAAACACAAAAGGGGCAGGAUUUAAUCUGAGCGGUGCUAUUGGUGUGGAAAACAGUCUGAUGGUUCCUCGAAAAGGUAAACAUAGAGUCACUACCUGACCCAGCAAUUCCACUCCUGGGUAUA